AUGGCUGCAGAAAUUCCCGGGUCCGUGACGCUGCCCGUCGCCCCCAUGGCGGCCCCGGGACAGGUGCGGAUGGCCGGGGCCCUGCCCGCUCGCGGAGGGAAGCGACGCUCUGGGAUGGACUUCGAUGACGAGGAUGGCGAAGGCCCCAGCAAAUUCUCCAGAGAGAACCACAGUGAGAUCGAGCGGCGCCGGAGGAACAAGAUGACCCAGUACAUCACGGAGCUGUCGGACAUGGUGCCCACCUGCAGCGCACUGGCCCGCAAGCCCGACAAGCUGACCAUCCUGCGCAUGGCCGUGUCACACAUGAAGUCCAUGCGGGGCACCGGCAACAAAUCCACGGACGGCGCCUACAAGCCUUCCUUCCUCACUGAGCAGGAGCUGAAGCACCUCAUCCUGGAGGCGGCCGAUGGGUUUCUGUUUGUGGUGGCAGCCGAGACGGGGCGCGUCAUCUACGUGUCGGACUCGGUCACUCCCGUGCUGAACCAGCCGCAGUCGGAGUGGUUCGGGAGCACCCUGUACGAGCAGGUGCACCCCGACGACGUGGAGAAGCUGCGGGAGCAGCUGUGCACCUCAGAGAACUCCAUGACAGGCCGGAUCCUGGACCUGAAGACCGGCACGGUCAAGAAGGAGGGCCAGCAGUCGUCCAUGCGCAUGUGCAUGGGCUCCCGGAGGUCCUUCAUCUGCAGGAUGAGGUGUGGGAACGCCCCGCUGGACCACCUCCCGCUGAACCGGAUCUCCACCAUGAGGAAGCGCUUCAGGAAUGGUCUUGGCCCUGUGAAGGAAGGCGAGGCCCAGUACGCCGUGGUCCACUGCACGGGGUACAUCAAGGCCUGGCCCCCCGCGGGAAUGACCAUCCCGGAAGAGGACGCGGACGUGGGGCAGGGCAGCAAGUACUGCCUGGUGGCCAUCGGGAGGCUGCAGGUGACCAGCUCCCCCGUGUGCAUGGACAUGAGCUCCAUGGCCGUCCCCACGGAAUUCCUCUCACGGCACAGCUCGGACGGUGUCAUCACCUUCGUGGACCCGCGGUGCAUCAGUGUGAUCGGCUACCAGCCCCAGGACCUUCUCGGGAAGGACAUUCUGGAAUUCUGCCACUCAGAGGAUCAGAGCCACCUGCGGGAGAGCUUCCAGCAGGUGGUGAAGCUGAAGGGCCAGGUGCUGUCCGUCAUGUACCGCUUCCGCACCAAGACCCGGGAGUGGGUGCUGCUCCGCUCCAGCAGCUUCACCUUCCAGAACCCCUACUCGGACGAGAUUGAGUACAUCAUCUGCACCAACACCAACGUCAAGCAGCUGCAGCAGCAGCAGGCGGAGCUGGAGGUGCACCAGCGGGAUGGGCUGCCGGCCUACGACCUGUCCCAGGUGCCCGUGCCCAACCUGCCGGCAGGUGUCCACGAGGCCGGCAAGUCCGUGGAAAAGGCAGACGCCAUCUUUUCCCAGGAAAGGGACCCCCGCUUUGCUGAGAUGUUCGCAGGGAUGGGCGCGUCUGAGAAAAAGAUGAUGAGCUCAGCCUCAGCUGCGGGGACCCAGCAGCUCUACUCCCAGGGCAGCCCGUUCCCGGCGGGGCACUCGGGGAAGGCCUUCAGCUCCUCUGUGGUGCACGUGCCCGGCGUGAGCGACAUCCCCGCGUCCUCGUCCACCGGCCAGAACAUGUCCCAGAUCUCGCGGCAGCUGAGCCAGAGCCAGGUGGCCUGGACAGGGAGCCGGCCGCCCUUCCCGGGUCAGCAAAUCCCCUCUCAGUCCAGCAAGACCCAGUCGUCCCCCUUUGGAAUCGGAACGAGCCACACCUACCCGGCCGACCCCUCUUCCUACAGCCCCCUGUCCAGCCCCGCCACGUCCUCGCCCAGCGGAAGCGCCUACUCCAGUCUGGCCAACCGGACGCCAGGGUUCGCUGAGAGCGGACAGAGCAGCGGGCAGUUCCAGGGGCGGCCCUCGGAGGUCUGGUCGCAGUGGCAGAGCCAGCACCACGGGCAGCAGAGCGGCGACCAGCACCCGCACCCGCAGCCCGGCCAGACCGAGGUGUUCCAGGACAUGCUGCCCAUGUCGGGGGACCCCACCCAGGGGACGGGCAACUACAACAUCGAGGACUUUGCCGACCUGGGAAUGUUCCCGCCGUUCUCUGAGUAGCUGGGCAGAGGGAGGCCCCGGUGGCGCCACCCGCAGGCCACCCACGCGCCCGGAUGGGCCCUGCCAGCCGCUGCCCCCAACCUCUCCCCAGCCCCCGCACUGAGGCUCAGCCUCCACAGCCGGCGUCGGCGCUUGACCGUGGCCCGGAGCCGCUGUGGGUCCCCUGCAGCCCCAUCGCCUGUGACACUGAGGUGCGCCCAGGGACCUGUCCUCCCCUCCCUCUCCGCACCCCGGCCUGGGCCCGGGGGGUCUCAGCACACAGCCCUGUCCCUGCCGUCCUGACGGUGCGCGGGCCCAUCGCCGGGCAGGAGCCCAUCGCCGGGCAGGAGCCCCGGGCCAGGCACGACCCGGGCAGCAGCGGUCCCUGGCUGCAGCUCCGUCGGCUGGCGCGACCCUCGCCUUCACAGCUGGGGCCUUUGGUCCGGGCUCUGGUGCGCACCCAGGGCCCCCCGCCCAAAGCCGCCUGCCGUCCCCCAGGCACCCCGCGGGAGCAGCCCCUCCUGCCCUCCGGGCUGAGCCCAGGCCCGGUGGGGUCUCGCCAGAACCCCUGAGUCAGAGCCCCGGAGGCACCCUCAGGUCCCAGAGACCUCGGCCCUGGAGGAGGCUGGAUGGAUGGGGUGCCCGGGCCAGGUGGGCACCCCCCAGGAACCGCCUCUGCUCCCCAACUGGAGACGGUGUAGGGCAAACCCUACGUUGGAGACAGGACUCCACGUCCCUCCCUGCCAAGCCGCUGGGGAGCAGCAGAGUGCAGGGUUCUGGUGCCAGCUCUGGUUCUGCCUCCCAGUUCCUCGCUUGGCCUCCUUUCUGGAAGCUUCUACUUGUGGACUGGCGCUCAGAUUGGAGGAGAGGAGCUGAGGGUCCCCCUUGCUCUGGCUGCACCCUCAGCCUCGUCUCCUCUCCUCUUUUCCUGCACGUCAGCUCCUCCUGGACUGAGGAGAUGCCCCACAGAGCCUCAGGGCCAGUGGAGGGCCCCCCGAAAUUCGAGUGUCUCCCCAGAAUCCCUCUAGGACCCUCAGGCCCUGGCUCAGGAAGCCCCUCCCUGGGGCUCUGUGGCUAGCAGAGGAGGGUGGUUCCAGGCCACGUGGGUGCUGAGCAGGCCCAGAGGCAGGCAGGGGGUGCCCUGAGUUUCUGGAAGCUGCACAAGGGGUGCCUGCCUGCCUGGCCGCCAGGGGUCCAGAGCCUGGUCCUGCUGCCCCCUCCUGUGCUGCCAGCGUGUGAUGGCCUCAGGCUGCGAGGGCGGCUGGAGCCCCGCUUGUGGGCGGCAUGGGUCUCCCUUCCCCGCUGCCCCCCAAGGGGCCCGCUCAUUGCCAUGAAAGCGGAGGGGGCUCUGGGACCCAAGAGUCGUUCCAAGUGACACGACAAGGCACUGUGUGUGGCCUCGGGCUGUGAGCUCGUGGGUCCUGUCUGCUCUCUGUCCGGUGGAGGGUGUCAGCUGCGCCCCUAACCCUCCCGCGGAGGCGCUGAGCCCGCGGGGCAGGCCACUUCGGGGCGGGGGUGGGAAGGGUCCUUCUCUGCCGCUCUCUCCAUGGUGCCCUCGUCAACCAGAGUCCAGGGUGAGGAGCCGGGCCCGCCCCGCUCCGGGCAGGAGGGGGCCAUGUGGGUGGUGGCCCUGGCCUCGCUCUGGACCGGGGCCCCGGGGACUCGUGCUGCAGGAGUGAGAAGAGCUGGGGGCACAGAGGACACUGAGGCGGCCAGUAGGAAGGAAGCCCUGGGGGGAGGGGCUCUGUGCAGUCUGGAGUGGCCCCCGCGCGGCCCCUGUCCCAGGAGCAGAUGCCAGCAGACCCCUUGGCUGGCUCGGCUACAGCCGCCAGGUUCCGGUUCUGCCCCCACAGAGCCCAGCCGAGCUGCGUGGCAGGGAGAGGUGGGACAUGUUGGCCUCACUCGUCUGGCCUCACCUGCCUGCAGGGGCCUCAGCACAAGCAGGGCCGGCCCCCUGCCCGGGCAGUGGCCACUGGAGGCUUGGGCAGGAACGGGCGGGAGCACCCAGUGUCUGGGGGCCUCCACACACACCCCUAAGGCUUUGUUGAGAAGUAGCUGGUCGCCAAGCACACGACCCGUGGCCCUGCCUGCCCUUCACUGCCACCCCUGCAGGGCGCGCCUGUCCCGUGAGCUGGCCGGUCCCCGACAGGCCCAUGCUGGUCACAGGCCGGGAGAGGCGCCGUGGCAGCCGGGACGGGCCCGGACCACGCCCGGCUGUGGACCCACCGGCUCCAUCGCGGGCCACGCUCACUCCAUCCCGAGUGGGCCAGGGCCGCGGCGGCUGGCUGCGCCGGAGGAGGCCCUGGCCGCUGUGUCGCCAGCGUCCCUCCCGGCGGAGGGCCUGGCGGUGGCCGGGACAAGCCAACGCUGGGCCUCUCCCCUCUGAGUGUCGUCCUGUGGGUGUGAGCUGUACUGUGCAGUCGCCGUCCGUGUCUCUUGAAUGUCCUCUGUGACUAACGGUCACUAAGUCGGUCGUGUACGUGUGUAACUAAUGUGACUGCCUUCUAAGUCGUCCUCGCAAUAAAAACUCCGCUCUAGACGGACAGCCUGGCCGGCUCUGUGCCCAGCGCUGUGGGAGCCUCCGCCGC
Talpa occidentalis (Iberian mole) is the source of this 4688-nucleotide messenger RNA. RefSeq names its product aryl hydrocarbon receptor nuclear translocator 2 (gene ARNT2). The coding region runs from base 1 to 2121 and encodes 706 amino acids. Gene Ontology annotation, cellular component: nucleus; transcription regulator complex; aryl hydrocarbon receptor complex. NCBI's taxonomy places the organism in Eukaryota, Metazoa, Chordata, Mammalia, Eulipotyphla, Talpidae. Gene Ontology annotation, molecular function: protein dimerization activity; DNA-binding transcription factor activity, RNA polymerase II-specific; RNA polymerase II cis-regulatory region sequence-specific DNA binding. Gene Ontology annotation, biological process: regulation of transcription by RNA polymerase II. The record is from RefSeq and is a predicted model, not a curated record. The transcript is spliced from 18 exons.